Molecule: messenger RNA, 1801 nt
Organism: Aaosphaeria arxii CBS 175.79
Lineage: Eukaryota; Fungi; Ascomycota; Dothideomycetes; Pleosporales
Product: GPI anchored protein-like protein
Exons: 3
Coding region: 324-1583 (419 amino acids)
Cellular component (GO): periplasmic space
Molecular function (GO): lyase activity
Source: RefSeq, a predicted model, not a curated record
AACCAACAACCAACAACCAACAUUCUCGGCAGUAUUGUUGCGACAAACCUUUCACUUCGCGAUGAUCCUUACCCCAAUGAAACGGAUAUCGUGUAGUGGCCAUGGUUUCUCCAACUUGAAGCAAUCAAAAUCCGGGGCAAAUUAUGGGGUUACCUAGGAGUGAUAAUAGGGCAAAAACGCAAGUAUAAACCGGGCUACAUCUGGUAGUUAGACCAAAUGCCUGGCUACACUGCUGCAUUGGAGCCUAUCAAGCGUCGACCUUUUACUGCAAAUAUAUUGAAUUGUUUCCUGUGUAUGCAUCAAUUACCUGGAGCCUUGACAGAAUGAAAACUCUCAAUCUCGUGGCGCUGUUCCUCAGUGUCUUGGCCCCAACACCUACCUAUGCAACGCCAGUCGGGUCCAGUCUCGAGCAUCUUCCCCGAGCUCGACAUGGCUUCCAACACCCGGGAGCUCUUCACACAGCGGCCGACAUCCGCCGUGUCAAGCAUCAUGUAAAAGAGAAAGACGAGCCAUGGUUUAAAGCCUUCCAGCACCUCCAGAGCAGGAAUCUCGCGCAGACGACAUGGAAAGCUACGCCCCAGACCAUCCUUGUCCGCACGGCGACUCCCACCGCGAACCUGAGCAACAAUUACCAAUACGCAUACCGCGAUGCACACUCGGCGUAUCAGCAGACCUUGCUCUGGCUCAUCACUGACAACGAGACUUAUGCGGACGCGGCGGUCAAGACCUUAGACGCCUGGAGCUCGAAACUCGAGGACAUCGACGGCAACGAGGACAAAUACCUCGCGGCAGGACUCUACGGUUACCAGUUCGCCAAUGCCGCCGAACUCCUGCGCUCCUACCGUGGCUGGCCCGCCACAAGGCAGGAACAGUUUGCGACGAUGUUGACGGACAUCUUCGCCCGCUACAAUCGCGCCUUCCUGGACCAUCACAAUGACAAGCCAGACUUCUAUUACGCAAAUUGGGAUUUCGCGAACAUCGUCUCUCUGAUGGCGAUCGGCAUCUUCACCGACAACGCGACCAUGUACGACUUCGCCGUGGAUUACUUCCUCACCGGUCCCGACGACGGUGCCGUAGCGAACGGGGCGUUGCCAUUCUUCUCCAUCGCUAACUUCACCGAGGACGGCGGGAAGACGUUGAUGCAAGGACAAGAGGCCGGGAGGGACCAGGGCCACGCGCUGUUGUGCAUGGCACUGCUCGGAGUCAUCGGACAGCAAGGACACAACCAGGGCAGAGAUCUGUACGGUGCGUUUGGUCACCAAAUCCUCAAUGCCGCCGAGUAUGCAGGCAAAUACAACACGAAUCACUCCGUGCCGUACACGCCCUAUGAAAGCUGGGAGGGAGUACUCCCUGUCGUAUCCGCGAAGGCGCGAGGCGAUGUUCGCCCCGGGUUCGAGGCCUUGUUUGCGCACUACAGCGAUGUGAAGGGUCUGAACGCGAGUUGGACGAAGGCCUACCGCGAUUACGUUGUGGCGAACCUCACUGCCAAGGUGGAAGGCGGUGGCGGUGAUUAUGGGCCGAAUUCGGGAGGCUUUGAUGCCCUGGGCCAUGGAACAUUGAUGUACAGGAUCACUGGAAGUUGAGUCUAGCAGCAGUAGCAGCAGUAGUAGCGAUGUUUUGCAGGCUGGUGGAAUGCCUUGCGUGUAUCGCGAUGUUCACGUUAAUGGAUCACACACUGUUGGUUAGAUAGCCUGACCAAGAAAUGGCCAUUCACCGUUUGUGUAGCUCGAUGAGAAAUUUAAUGAUCUUACAAAGACAUCACUGCGCUGGUGUCUGGAUAGUCUGGUUGAAUUAGGAACAG